GCGGCCUGGCGUCGGUAGCGCGCUCUGUGUGGCCGCUGCCGCCAUGUUGUUGUGGUUGUGAGAAGGCGGUGGGAGCGGCGGCGGCGGCGGCGGAGGAGGAGCCCCCAGACCAGACGCUCCAGCGGCCCCGGCGCUGCUCCCCGCCGGCCCUGGCCGGGAUCCUCGUGCGAGAGCAGAGGAGGCCGUGCCGUGGCGGGCCUCACCAUGUCCUGCCGCCCGGUGCAUGAGCUCUUUAUAUAAUUUGGAUGUCAACCCCUUAUCAGGUGAUUUUUCAUGAAGAACAUGGAGUCAGAAAAUAACAUAACAAAUGAUUCCUGGAAAUUCCUUACAAUCCCAUUGACUUAAUACAUCUGAAUGUAUUUUCUUGUGAAACCUUCUAGUAGAAAAAGUUCUUGGGACAAACUUCUUUUGAUCAAACAAAAAGGAAAGAAAAGCCUUGCCAGACGUUGAAGAAGGGACGAGGAUCUCUCCUCCUAAUCUGGGCCUCCUGUCAUGGAUGAAGAGACUCAGCACAGCCUUGAGUGCAUCCAGGCCAAUCAGAUCUUUCCCAGGAAGCAGCUGAUUCGGGAGGAUGAGAAUCUUCAGGUUCCUUUCUUUGAACUUCAUGGAGAAAGCACAGAGUAUGUGGGUCGUGCCGAGGAUGCCAUCAUCGCACUUUCUAAUUAUAGACUUCACAUCAAGUUCAAGGAGUCUCUUGUUAAUACUGCCUCUCAGUCUGCUGCUUCUGAAAUCCCAGUUCCAUUACAGCUCAUAGAAAGUGUUGAAUGCCGUGAUAUAUUUCAACUUCAUUUGACUUGCAAAGACUGCAAAGUUAUCAGGUGUCAGUUCUCAACCUUUGAGCAGUGUCAAGAGUGGCUUAAGAGACUGAAUAAUGCAAUCCGACCACCUACUAAAAUAGAAGAUCUUUUCUCGUUUGCAUACCACGCUUGGUGUAUGGAGGUCUACGCCAGUGAAAAGGAGCAACAUGGAGACCUGUGCAGACCAGGGGAACAUGUAACAUCAAGGUUUAAAAAUGAAGUGGAGCGGAUGGGUUUUGAUAUGAACAAUGCCUGGAGGAUUUCCAACAUCAAUGAGAAGUACAAGCUCUGUGGUAGCUAUCCCCAGGAGCUCAUAGUGCCUGCCUGGAUCACUGACAAAGAACUAGAAAGUGUAGCAAGCUUCCGGUCCUGGAAGCGCAUCCCUGCCGUCGUCUACAGGCACCAGAGCAAUGGAGCUGUCAUCGCCCGCUGUGGACAGCCGGAGGUUAGCUGGUGGGGCUGGCGCAACGCUGAUGACGAGCAUCUGGUGCAGUCAGUAGCCAAAGCCUGUGCUUCCGACACCCGAUCGGCUGGCAGCAAACCGUCCACCAGGAACAAUUCCCGAGACUUGACCAGCACAGGGGACCUUUCUGACGUGGAGUUUGAUUCUUCUCUGUCAAAUGCUUCAGGAGCAGAGAGUUUAGCCAUCCAACCACAGAAGCUUUUGAUCUUGGAUGCACGCUCCUAUGCAGCAGCUGUGGCGAACCGAGCCAAAGGUGGAGGCUGUGAAUGCCCAGAGUAUUACCCGAAUUGUGAAGUUGUAUUUAUGGGGAUGGCAAAUAUUCAUUCAAUUCGGAGAAGUUUUCAGUCACUGCGGUUGCUGUGCACACAGAUGCCAGAUCCGGGAAAUUGGCUCUCAGCUCUUGAAAGCACAAAAUGGCUCCAUCACCUGUCUGUGCUUCUGAAGUCAGCUCUUCUGGUAGUGCAUGCUGUGGAUCGUGACCAGCGGCCAGUGCUGGCGCACUGCUCAGAUGGCUGGGACCGCACCCCCCAGAUUGUGGCAUUGGCUAAACUCUUGCUGGACCCUUAUUACAGAACCAUAGAGGGUUUCCAGGUCCUUGUGGAGAUGGAGUGGCUGGAUUUUGGCCACAAGUUUGCUGACCGGUGUGGUCAUGGGGAGAACUCGGACGAUCUGAAUGAGCGUUGCCCCGUGUUUCUACAGUGGCUUGACUGUGUUCAUCAGCUUCAGAGGCAAUUCCCUUGUUCUUUUGAGUUCAAUGAAGCAUUUCUUGUGAAACUGGUACAACAUACCUAUUCCUGCCUCUUUGGAACAUUCCUGUGCAACAACGCCAAGGAGAGGGGGGAAAAGCACACACAGGAACGGACGUGUUCCGUGUGGUCACUGCUUCGGGCAGGCAACAAGGCUUUCAAAAACCUACUGUAUUCCUCUCAAUCAGAAGCCGUGCUGUACCCUGUGUGUCAUGUGCGUAACCUGAUGCUGUGGAGUGCAGUAUACCUGCCCUGUCCAUCGCCGUCCACCCCAGUGGAUGACAGCUGUGCGCUAUAUCCAGCCCCUGGCACCAGCCCUGAUGAUCCACCCCUGAGCCGGCUACCAAAGACUAGAUCAUUUGACAAUCUGACCACAGCCUGCGACAACACGGUGUCUCUAGCCAGCCGGCGCAGCAGUGACCCAAGCCUAAACGAGAAGUGGCAGGAACACCGGCGCUCGCUGGAACUGAGCAGCCUGGCUGGUCCAGGAGAGGAACCCCUUGAUCCUGACAGCCUGGGGAGGCCAGCCAGAGCGCUGGGUGGCGCUGAGCUGUCUGUUGCCGCUGGAGUGGCUGAGGGGCAGAUGGAGAACAUUUUGCAAGAGGCCACCAAAGAGGAGGGUGGGGUAGAGGAGCCUGCCCAUAGCGGAAGCAUUGAGGUGCAGGAGGUCAAAGAGGAGGUGCUCGUAGAAAAGGAGAGCAGGGUCAAGGCCCCUGAGAGCUCAGCCAUUGUACUUCAUCAGGACCCAGAACUGGGUGCUGCUGCUCGCAGGAGCCAGCCAGGCACCAGCCCCCCUCUGUUCUCACAGCGCCUCUCUCUUCCUCAGCAGCAGGGUGGGCACAGUGUUCUCCCCAGUUCCCCCCAGGGGCCUCUCCGAGGAGGCGAUGCCCAGGAGGUCCCUGUGGAACAGCCUUGGAUGGGAGCUAUCACAGAGGACAGGAAGGAAGCAGUUCCUCCAGUUCCAGUAGAUGCAGAAGUUGGCUACGGUACCUCCCAGGCGAGUUCUCUGCUGUCCUCCCGAGUCCCCGUUGAGGCCAGAGGACCAAACACAGACAGUUCCACGGGCAUGUUAAUGGAAGCUCAAGUGAAGUCAGAAAGUGGGCCCCAAGGCCAUCCCAGACCUUGCCUGACCAACAGUGGCAGGCACAGUGGCAAGGACAUGCUUCCUCAAGCCAUGGAGCCCAGACCUUUGGAAAGGGGCCUGGCUGAGCGGCCCCAAGUGGGACUGGUGGUACGUAGGACUUCUCCUGGGAGCACCCACCACCCAGUGCAUUCUCCUUGUGCCUUGCUUUUAACAGAACGUAAAGAGGGGCUCAUGUACAAUGGUGCCCCAGAGACUGAAAAUAAGGCCUCAGAGCAGCCCCCAGGGCUCGGCACCCUCCAGAAGCACCCCACUCCAAACGGGCACUGUGCCAAUGGGGAGGCUGGCAGGAGCAAGGACUCACUGAGCCACCAGCUGUCUGCCACAAGCUGCAGCUCUGCCCACUCACACUCAAGGAACUUGCACCACAAGUGGCUGCACAGCCACUCAGGGAGGCCGUCUGCAUCUGGCAGCCCUGACCAGCCUUCCCGCAGCCACCUGGACGACGAUGGCAUGCCUGUGUACACGGACAUGAUCCAACAGCGCCUGCGUCAGAUUGAGUCAGGCCACCAGCAGGAAGUGGAGACCCUGAAGAAGCAAGUCCAGGAGCUGCGGAGUCGCCUGGAGAGCCAGUACCUGACCAGCUCCCUCCGCUUCAAUGGGGACUUCGGGGACGAAGUGACUUCAGUCCCUGACUCGGAAAGCAAUCUGGAUCAGAACUGUUUGUCUCGCUGCAGCACAGAGAUUUUCUCUGAAGCCAGCUGGGAGCAGGUGGAUAAACAGGACACGGAGAUGACCCGUUGGCUCCCUGACCACCUAGCCGCCCACUGCUAUGCGUGCGACAGUGCCUUCUGGCUUGCCAGCAGGAAGCACCAUUGCAGGGACACUGACCGUGUCGAUCAAACGUGGAAUUGUGGGAACGUAUUCUGCUCCAGUUGUUGUAACCAGAAGGUUCCAGUUCCUAGCCAGCAGCUCUUUGAACCCAGUCGAGUGUGCAAGUCUUGCUAUAGCAGCCUACAUCCUGCAGGCUCCAGCAUUGACCUUGAACUGGAUAAGCCCAUCGCUGCCACGUCAAACUGAAGCUCAGCGACCUGGGGCAGGCAGAGGCCGAGCUGCUGUUCCUCCGACGGGCCCACACAGCCUGGGCAGAGCAGGAGGCCUGUGCACUUUGGAAUGGGGGCGUGGAACCACCUUUGGAGAGGGACAGAAAUUUGGGGUGUACCACUGGAUUGUAGAUUGAUUUUUCUUUCCUGUUUUUUUCCUUUCCACCCUCCCUCUGCCUCCAAAAAAGAAAAUCCCCUGGUUGUCUUAAUUUUUUUCUUUGGAUGGAAGACCAGAGGUCGCCAAGGCCCCCUGUAACUAUCGAGCUGCCUGCUGUCAGGUGAUGCUGAGGGUUGGCUUGGUUCCUUAGGAUGGGAGGAGGCUGGUCAGAGGCAGGAGUGGAGGUCUGAGCUAGUGAGGCGGGGAAGAAAGCCAGUGCUGGUGUUUGUGACCAUUCCUCGUGCCAUUACAGCAUCAGAGCUGGUGGAAAAACCUUUGCUGCUGCGGGGGGUGGGAACAUGUCCCCUAGGAGUACUGCCCCCGCUGCGCUCUCCGUCACGCCCCCACCCCGGAGGGGCUGGGCCAGGCCCAUCUGUCUCACUGGCAGAUAAACAGGCUUAGCCUUGGGAGGGAGGGACAUACGGUAAGUGGAGCCUGUCAGGCCCCUCUCUGGGGAAGGAAGGUAAUGUUCCUUUGAGGCAAGUGAGAGGCCUGCGAAUGGGUGGCUAGCGUGUCCCCCCCAUGGGAUUUUUAACAAGACCCAGAUUGCCCAGGGCUCCCUUCAUGGGCAUGAGUCGGCCUCCCUCGCCAGGCUGUGUGGCACCUCCCACCCUCGGGUGCAGGGGUGCCGACGGGCCAGAGUGCAGUGUCCUACUGCUGAGCCCAGGCACACCUGGAAGCCUUUCUGGGACCUGGUCCCCCAAAACAAUCUUCCGCAGCCAGCAUGGAAAUCCAGACUCAGGGUUCCAAAAAUUCCCCAUUCCCAAACCAAACCAAUCAUGGAUCUCCUUCUUAAGGGGUAGAAUCAGCCUUUUAGGGUGCAAGCCUCUGGAAAAGGGAGCCUGUUCUAUACAAUCAGCCUUCUUCCUACUCCUCCCCUUGGGGAGUCGGGAAGGACCUAGUGGUGAGGGGCAUUUGGUGGCUCGGGGCUCCAUAGAGAAGUAGCACAGCCCAUCGGAGAUUCAGGGCACCUUUCCUCAGUAAGCUUUGAUGUGGUCCAAGAAGAGCCUUAAAUGAAGAGGAUUUGUGGUAGAGGUGGGUGUGGGGCAAGAGUGGAGAGUCUGUGCUUUGUAAUCUUGGCAUCCGUGUUUUGUGCCUGCCCCCCCCCCCCCCCCCCCCACUGGGGGAAGGACCGUGCUUGGCUCUGCUAAACGCUGCUAACUGGUGAUAGGACAGAUUGUGGCGAGUGGCUUGGGGGAGGCCAGGGAACUCUUCUGACCCUUUGGAAGUAGUUCUGGCCAAGGGCAAGUUGUGUCUCAGGAAGGUGUCUCCUUUGUGUGCCUGGGUGCUGUUAAGCUGUGGCCCAGCCGCCUUCCCUGGAGCUGUUGUCCAGGCAAAGCUCAGAGCAUCUGAGUGCGUCUCUGACUUCCCUGUGGCAGCAGGUUGCUCGGAGUGUGAAUUCAGUGAAACAGGGUGUAGUUCUCCACAGUCUGUGUGGUCUGGUCACGCGGGCAAGGAGAAGUCAGUCUAAUUAGAGAUUGUGCAGUUCCUAGUGACAGGUGCCAAGAGGUGUGAUACGGGUUUCUUGGAUCUGAUGUACAGUGUGAAUAAAUGCUUGCAGCUCUUAGCCCUUUUUUGAUCAAUGAAGCACUUUUUUAUUAAUAUUUUUCUUUGUAAAGGAGGAACUGUAACUGUAGCUGUACAUACAACCCUUUUCUCCUAAAGAGGAGUCAGUCAGUGCUCCUAUAUUUUUCAUUUUUUUGUCAAAGCAAGAAGUAAAUACUUUAGACCUGUUAAAUAUAUAAAUAAAGUGAAUAAAGUUUAGUGUUCCGCAUGGUA
Manis pentadactyla (Chinese pangolin) is the source of this 6126-nucleotide messenger RNA. It is a transcript of the gene MTMR3, whose product is annotated as myotubularin related protein 3. Gene Ontology annotation, molecular function: protein phosphatase binding; phosphatidylinositol-3,5-bisphosphate 3-phosphatase activity; metal ion binding. Lineage: Eukaryota; Metazoa; Chordata; Mammalia; Pholidota; Manidae. The transcript is spliced from 24 exons. Gene Ontology annotation, biological process: regulation of autophagy. The record is from RefSeq and is a predicted model, not a curated record. Bases 493 to 4167 code for a protein of 1224 amino acids.